AUGAAUAUCGUGGUAUCGUUUGCUGCAGCCAUGAUCAGCUUCAUCAACCCUCUCCACAGCAGAGACCACCACCAGGUUGCUCCUUCCACUCCCUCUCCUUCCUCUACCUCGCCUCCAAAAUCAUCUCCACAUUCACAUUCCCUCUCGCGCCAGCAGCAGCAGCAACAACAACAUCACCAGUUCUAUCAAACCAAGGAUCAGCUCCACCCCGACCAAAAGGACAACAAGCCAAGGUACUACUCCAUCUUCAGCGAACUCACUACCCAGGUCGACCAGCGUGAGCGCGCCCUCCAGCAAUUUCCUUGCGAAGAACGCCAUUCGUACAACCCCCACUACCAACACAACCUCGUCUCCUCCCCAUCCUCCCCUUCACUCUGCCCCUCCUCUGCCGGAUCCUCGCCAUCCUCUGCCUACUCCAACAGUUCCAGCUCGUCUCUCUCAAGAGCAACCGGUGCCCGCGUCUUGACCCAUGAGCUGUCCAACAAGCAACAUCAGGAUCACCACUACUACCGCCAUUACAACCGUCGCCAGAACCAGCGCCAUUACGCCUAUCAGCAGCAGAACGAGCACUACUAUGACGACUGGAUGUUUGGAAUCUCUGAGGAUGAUAGCUACAAUGGUGGUGCCUCCAUGACUUGCGCCCAGCCUCAAGAUCCUCUUGUCAUUGCCGCCUCAUCCUCAUCCAAGACCCCCUCUCUGAACGGAUCCUUACGGUCGUCCAUUUCCCGCAAGGAGCGCCUCCAGGUCUCCGAUGGUUCUCUAUCGGUCGCCACUCAGAUCUCGGCCAAGAACCGCCGACCCACAGUCACGUUCUCGCCCGUGGUCCUCCACCACCCUGCUCCGGGUCAGGAGUUUACCGCGUUGCUGUCGUCGUCCUUCGCCUCCCCUUCCCAGACAUCAUCUGCUCCUGCCAAGCUUUUGCCCAGCAUUGCAGAGUCCUCGAUGGGUCUGGACAGUAGCAUGGCGAUGACUACUGCGAAAGCCGAAUCGACCAAGGCCGUCCAAAAUCUGCAACAACAACAGCCAGCCAGUACCGGUCGCAUGACUGCCAAGCAGUCCUUGAUGCGCAUUGCCCAACUUUCCAAAGAUCAAGAUGGUUGGUGCUCCCACAAGGCAGGCCAAUAUACCCAAGGCUAUGCCGAGGCCCGAUCCCGCGGGAUGAAGCUUGACGGUCGCCGUGCACGUCGUCUCUAA
Linnemannia hyalina is the source of this 1194-nucleotide messenger RNA. The record is from the annotation of a GenBank genome assembly. Lineage: Eukaryota; Fungi; Mortierellomycota; Mortierellomycetes; Mortierellales; Mortierellaceae.